Messenger RNA from Nezara viridula (southern green stink bug), 971 nucleotides. The record is from the annotation of a GenBank genome assembly. Lineage: Eukaryota; Metazoa; Arthropoda; Insecta; Hemiptera; Pentatomidae.
CUUUAUAUGAAAAUAACCUGUAUACCGGUGAUUAUGGACAAAAAAACGUCUAAUGAAGGCAUAUAUUCAGUUGCAGAUAACACAUAAACUAUUUAGCUCCAGUAAUAAGAUUCAGUAUUUAAAUAGGAACUACACCUUCGUUUGCUUAGAAACGAAAGAUAACAGUUAUCAGUCUGACAGUAGCAACGGUAUGAUGUCAAUUAGCUUUGACAUUAUAUUGAGAACUCUAAUCGUUUCUUCUAGAGAUAACCCGUUAUUUAAAUAUAACCGGUUUCUCUUUUAUUUGUUAUUUGUCACGGCAAGCAUGGCCCGCGUACUUCCUCAGGUCUUAAUAUUCUUUCUUAUUGCAGCUGGUGCAUCGGCGAACACGAGGAAGAAGAGGAACCUGGAGUUGUUGCUGGAGCCCCUGCUCCUGAUCGAGCGGCUGAGAGCAGAGGCCGAACUUAGACCACUCCUGCCAGGUUCCGGAGGGCUCCUCCAUGGCUCUUCUUCCGACGGGCACAGUCAUCAGUCUUCAGUUACUGAAGUAACAACCCAGGGUUCAUCGGACCACGGUGAGCAUCAUGGUGAAAGCAACGAGCAUCAGUCCAACAGCACUGAGCAUCAAUCCAACAACACCGAGCAUCAGUCCAACAACACCGAUCAUCAAUCCAACGGCGAUCAUGGGAGCAAAGAGAAGCACAAGCAUAAGAUGCAUCACCACCACAAACACCACGGGGGAGGGGGGCACUGAUAUCGAGUUUGUAUUCGAUUCCUAUUGUCUUUCUUAAAUUAAUUUUUUUUUUUAUAUUCAAUAUUACAUAUAUUUUAUUUAUUGUUAUGAUAUUAUCGCGUUUUAUGAUAAUAUUGAUUUUGAAAUGUUUCAGCACAUAAGAUAUUAAAAGUUUGAAUAGAUUUAAUUUAAAUUAUACAAAUAAUUAUUCAUAAUACCUUAGAGCUUUUUUUUAAUUUAUUAAUUUGUUAUUUUAUUU